Cladocopium goreaui is the source of this 1971-nucleotide messenger RNA. NCBI's taxonomy places the organism in Eukaryota, Dinophyceae, Suessiales, Symbiodiniaceae. The record is from the annotation of a GenBank genome assembly.
CAUUUUCAGGGCUCAAGUUGAGUGAAGAGACCUUGUAGGACCAGCGGAACCAGACUGCCAUGCUGUCCAUUGCUGUUCUCGUGGGAUGCGUCGUGGCGCAACAGCCAGGCGUCCAUGAGGAAGAAUACCAUCCCCAGAUGCCUCUUUGGACCUGCAGCUCAAGCGGAUGCAUCAAACAGAUGAAAUCCGUGGCUCUGGAUGCGAACUGGCGAUGGCUUCACAAUGGACAAUACACCAACUGUUACAAGGACGGCGAUUUCAACCAAGAGCUGUGCCCCGAUCCAGUGAGCUGUGCUCGGAACUGCCACCUGGAGGGGGCCUCCCAGGAGCAGUACGGAUCCACCUACGGUAUCAAGGAGACGGAGGAUGGCAUCAAGAUUGACUUCGUGACAACCACGAAGUACGGUUCAAACUUUGGUUCCCGAGUCUACAUGAUGGACACACCUGACAGGUACAGGAUCUUCAAGCUGAAGAACCGAGAGUUCACCCUGACCGUGGACAUGUUCUACAUGCCCUGCGGCCUCAACGGUGCUGUCUACUUCGUGGAGAUGGACGCGGACGGCGGCCAGGCAGCGGCCGAGAAGACGGGCGGCGCCAACCGGGCCGGAGCCAAAUAUGGCACCGGCUACUGCGAUGCGCAGUGCCCGCAUGACCUGAAGUUUAUGGAGGGUAAGGCCAAUGUCAUCGGCUGGAAUGCGAGCCACGACCCUCCCAUCGGCAAGCACGGUGCCUGCUGUGCAGAGAUGGAUAUCUGGGAAGCGAACUCGCGAGCCACGGCCUACACGCCACACCCAUGCUCUAUCACUGGCACCUACAUUUGUGAAGGCAUUGACUGUGGCGACAACAGCAAGGACGAACGUUACCAGGGAGUCUGCGACAAGGACGGCUGCGACUUCAAUUCCUGGCGUUUGGGCGACCAGAAGUUCUACGGCCGUGGGGCCAGGGACUUCAAGGUUGACAGCCGCAAGAAGGUGACGGUGGUCACUCAGUUCAUCACUGAAGGCAACCGGGAUGACGGAGACCUCAUCGACAUCCGUCGCUUCUACGUCCAAGAUGGCAAGGUGAUUCCCAACUCCAACGUGUCCAUUGCAGGGGUCCGAGGUGAUUCGAUUACCGACAAAGUUUGCUCCGAUAUGAAGGAAGCCUUCGGGGAUGUGGAUGACUUCAACCUGAAGGGUGGCCUGAAAACCAUGGGAGAAGCUUUGGACCGUGGCAUGGUGCUGGUGAUGUCCCUCUGGGACGAUGCGGAGGCCAACAUGCUGUGGCUGGAUGCGGACUAUCCCACCAGCAGGAGCCCCACAGUGCCUGGGGUGAACCGCGGGCCCUGCAACCAAGACACCGGGAGGCCCUCGUUUCUGAGAGCCAAGUUCCCGGAUGCGCGCGUGAAAUACAGCAACAUCAAGGUGGGCGCCAUCGGUACGACCUUCGGCACGGACGCGAGCAUGGCUGCCAGCGACGAUGGGAAGUGGGCCGACAACCGCCGACUCAACGAGGACGUCCUGGUCUGACAAGGUAUGAUGUCCUUCACAGCAGCUUUUAAUUCGUUGGCGCCUCAUUUGAAUGCGUGACCGACUGCAUCAAAAUUAAGAGGCCAUACAGUGUAUCAUGCGCACUGAUGUGAACACUCCGGAAGGGGAUCUUACUGCACACGCGGCAUGUGUUCGAAAAAAGGCUACACAAAAACACCAACGACCCCUUCUAGGCUUGUUCACUAGCAGGGCACGAGUUCCCUCCAAUUCGAGGAUUUACGAAUUUACGGACUUUUGUGCAUCGUUCACAGCGGGUGAAUGGUGCUUGUCCGUGCAUGAGAACUUGGGCUGCAGCAACUUUCAGCAAUGUUGCAGCAAAGUUCUGGAUGACUGCGGCUUCUGCUCCACGAGUGAGCCACAAAUAGUUGUCCAUAAGUCUUUCGAGCGAUUCGAGGGCCCCAAAAGAGAUGGACGAACUCUUCAAAAUGUCCAAUCGUUUCAC